GAGGGCUGGCUGUACCAUUAGAAGAGACUGAGCCUGUAGAGAGUGCUGGCUGUACCAUUAGUAGAGACUGAGCCUGUAGUGAGUACUGGCUGUACCAUUAGUAGAGACUGAGCCUGUAGAGAGUGCUGGCUGUACCUUUUUUAUGGAUCCUUUAGGCACAAAUCACAAAGAUGAGAAGGACACUGCUUUCAUUACAGUAGAGGAGGAGGAGGAGGAGAAAGAUGAUAGCGAGACAACAGUGAUAGACGGUGAGGAGGAAUCAGAUGACAAUGAAGAAGCAGAAGACACUAACUCCCGCUGUAGCACCGAAGCGACUGACGAAGACAUUAUCGAGGAGCUGGACACCAAGGAUACAGGAGAUGCCCAGCUGGAUAAUACCCACGUCCCCUGGAUACGACUGGACAGAGAGGUCUACUUCUAUGCUGGGCACAAAAUCAACAUCGUCGAGGCAAUGGACUCCCAUGGCGGAGUGAUAUGGCCAGCAGCGUUGGCUCUAUGUAACUACCUGGAGACCAAUACUGAUGUGAUAGAUCUGAAAGGAAAGCAGGUUUUGGAACUGGGAUCAGGAACAGGAUUAGUGUCUAUCGUCGCCAGUCUACUGGGUGCCCAGGUGACGGCCACCGACCUCCCGGACGUCCUUAGUAAUCUUAGAUACAACUUGCUCCGAAACACCAGAGGGCGUUCUAAAUAUACACCUGAGGUGACAGCUCUGUCCUGGGGUCCUGAGGUGGAACGCACUUACCCACGAUCCGUGUAUCGCUAUGACUACGUUCUGGCGGCUGACGUGGUGUAUCACCACGAUUUAGAGGAGCUGUUGGUUACCAUGAAUUACUUCUGUCGUCCAGGAAACACUCUGAUCUGGGCCAACAAGGUCCGCCUCAAGACAAACCUGGUAUUCACUGAAGACUUCAAGAACACAUUCAACACCACCCUGCUGGCUGAGAUGGGAGAGGUUAAGAUCUUCAAGGCCACAUGUAAAAGGUAGGAAUUAUGGAAAGAAGGAUGAGGAACUACU
Messenger RNA from Oncorhynchus gorbuscha (pink salmon), 1015 nucleotides. Its product is annotated as protein-lysine methyltransferase METTL21C-like. The transcript has 4 exons. The record is from RefSeq and is a predicted model, not a curated record. Bases 143 to 985 code for a protein of 280 amino acids. Gene Ontology annotation, biological process: peptidyl-lysine methylation. NCBI's taxonomy places the organism in Eukaryota, Metazoa, Chordata, Actinopteri, Salmoniformes, Salmonidae. Gene Ontology annotation, cellular component: cytosol; cytoplasm. Gene Ontology annotation, molecular function: protein-lysine N-methyltransferase activity.